Messenger RNA from Physella acuta, 1205 nucleotides. RefSeq lists its product as uncharacterized. The record is from RefSeq and is a predicted model, not a curated record. NCBI's taxonomy places the organism in Eukaryota, Metazoa, Mollusca, Gastropoda, Physidae.
UUAAUCAAAGAAAAGCAAAGGCCCAGAAUUUCUAAUAUCUGUGGUGUUGAAAUUCAAUUGUUAACAUUUCUGGCGUCGUUUGCGAGACUUUGUUUUCUAGAAUCCACUAGUCCAGUUUUGACCUUGACCACACGAUGUUCCUGCUUACCUGGUUGCCUAUUCAGGCAUUAAUUUUUCAGACGGUCUGCGGUCUCAGUUUAAACCUAGCACCAGGUCCAAAGUUCAGUUCAUUGAAUAUUCCUACCAACAAGGUGCAAUCUUUAAACACCAAAAAUGAUUUGACCAACUUAAUAACAUCCUUAAAUCAGGCGGAAUUAAAAAAGGAGAAUUCGCUGUCAAAGGAUUUUGUUAAUGGCGCCCGGACUGCAUCACCCGACACAAACCUGGCCAGUCUACUGAACUCGCUAGGUAACAAGUCACAAGUCGGUUCACAAACAGACUUGGUCAGCUUACUGGACGGUGUGAGAGAAAAAAAAACAGUUGAUUCAAAAACAGAUUUGAUGCAGUUAAUAAACUCAAUAGAGGAUAAACAUAAAAGCGACUCUAAUACAGAUCUGAGUGAGGUAAUCAAGAGCUUGAACAGCCGCGUUGAUGCUUUGAAUCAGGGACUCGAUAAAACAGACUCGCCAACAGAUUAUUCAUCGAUUAUGCAGCUUGCCUCGGCCAAUACAAAACAAAGCAAUUUACUCAAACUAAAAGAUCUUUUGAAUGAUCCUACGACAGUAAAUACGGGAGAUAAAAGUCUACUAGGUUUGAAUGGACUUUUGGGAGCCAGCAGUGAUCAAUACAAGAACACCGGCGACAAUGGUGGUCUUUUAGGUCUUGGAGGUCUGCUGGGCUUGGGAAGCACCAACACCAACCAGGAAACAAGGAAUAAAGGACUGGUAGGCAACCUUCUAGAUGUCCUGCUAAGCAAAUCUCCAGUGAGUGCUAAGAACAAAGGCGAGACAUUUGAACUAGGUUCGAUUGUAGAUUUUGGUAGAAACGGAAUAUUCCAAGAUUACGGUCUGAACACAAGUCUGACGAGUAGUCUAAACAAUCUAUUCGGGCCAAUCAAAGGAAUUCUGUACACCUUGGAAGAUAUCUGCGCGUUGUACAACAAACUGCUGGGAAGUUCUGUGGAAGUGAAUGUCAAGCUCAGACUACUACAAGCCAUCAAACUGUUUUUGUAUAUCAGAGGCAUGGACCUGUGUGACGGUGAGUAG